Messenger RNA from Sesamum indicum (sesame), 1688 nucleotides. Its product is annotated as syntaxin-132. The record is from RefSeq and is a predicted model, not a curated record. Gene Ontology annotation, biological process: exocytosis; vesicle fusion; intracellular protein transport. NCBI's taxonomy places the organism in Eukaryota, Viridiplantae, Streptophyta, Magnoliopsida, Lamiales, Pedaliaceae. Gene Ontology annotation, cellular component: plasma membrane; SNARE complex; endomembrane system. Gene Ontology annotation, molecular function: SNAP receptor activity; SNARE binding.
UCUCAGCUCGAUUUGGUUCCGAAUUUGGAAUGACUUUCGCCUGAUAAUUUAUGGUGAUAUUGUACGUAACGCCUUCCCUUUAUGGAUUAUUCUUAUUGUUGUACAACACGAAUCGGACCCGCGUGCGAAAUUCUCUUCUUUGGGUAUUCUCGUUCUUCUCGUCUGCCUGCUGCAGCCGGCCCAAAGCUUUCCCACAAUAAAUUCAGUUUGUAGCACCUCAAACACUUGUUAUUCAACUCCCCUGCUCGUGGGAAAAGGGUGUUUCUUUGAAGAUGAAUGACCUUCUGACGGAUUCCUUUGUCGGUGAUGUCAAAGACAAUGCUUCCAGAGAACAUGAUCUUGAGAUGGGUUUUCGAGUUCCUAGGAGUAAUUCCGACUUGGGAAUGGAAUCCUUUCAUAAGCAGAUACAAGAGGUUGAGAAGCAGGUGGACAGACUCUCGGCUUUGCUUGUGAAGCUUAAGGAUGCAAACGAGGAGUCAAAAUCAGUUACCAAAGCAUCUUCCAUGAAAGCUAUAAGGAAGCGGAUGGAGAAAGAUGUAGAUGAAGUGGGAAAAAUAGCACGGAAUGUAAAACUGAAAAUUGAAGCAAUAAAUAAAGAUAACUUAGCAAAUCGGCAAAAGCCCGGUUCAGGUAAAGGAACUGCAGUGGAUAGGUCAAGGAUGACAGUGACAAAUGCCUUAACCAAAAAAUUUAAAGACCUCAUGACAGAAUUUCAGGCCUUGAGACAGAGGAUCGACGACGAAUAUCGUGAGGUUGUUGAGAGAAGGGUAAUGACAGUAACUGGAACCAGACCGGAUGAAAAGACCAUCAACCAUCUGAUUGAAACUGGAAACAGUGAACAAAUAUUCCAGAAGGCUAUCCAAGAAGCCGGCCAUGGGCAGGUACUAAAUACUUUGGAAGAAAUUCAAGAGAGGCAUGAUGCCGUAAAAGAAAUUGAAAAAAAGCUUCUCGACUUGCACCAGAUUUACCUUGAUAUGGCUGUUUUAGUUGAAGCUCAAGGAGAAAUCUUAGAUAACAUUGAGAGCCAGGUGUCGAAUGCAGUCGAUCAUGUCCAAUCAGGGACAACUGCACUUCAGAAUGCAAAGAAACUUCAGAAGAACUCGAGAAAAUGGAUGUGCAUUGCCAUUAUUAUUCUCUUAAUUAUCGUAGCCAUUAUCGUUGUCGGGGUUCUCAAACCUUGGAAAAACGGGGAGGGUGCUUAGUCUCUGCUUUCUUAUCGUUUGUGAAUUAUUAGAGCUAUUUAGGGAGAAUUCUCACUUAGCCUUUGCAUCAUAAAUAGUCCUAGACACGGUGUUUCUCACUUUAAACUUGUUUCUUUGCUGGUUUUCUGUGUUUGAAUGUCGACGGAAAGUUGUGUGAAUCCAUAGUUAAGGUUUUGAAUGAUAUUGCAUGAGAAAUAGUUCAGGAAACAGGGGAAGUUUUUGCACAAGGGGAUUGAUUCCUCUUUUGUUGGCAGACUUGGAAUUUGGAAAUGCUUCUAUUCUGUGAGUAGUUCAUUGUUUAUUUGAAUUUUUAUUAUUUUUGUUCUAUUUUCUAUUAUUAUUAUUAUUAUUUUAUUUUAUUUAUUUAUUUAUUUAUUUGAACAUGAACAAUUUAUUAACAAUCUUUUCAUCACUAUUCUUGACGUUUGUUUUAUUUCCUAAUUAAUAUAUUUGUUGAAAGCAAAAGGACAUCUUUUUUAGAAAUUA